This is a messenger RNA of Trichosurus vulpecula (common brushtail), 2200 nucleotides long. Its product is annotated as protein phosphatase 1 regulatory subunit 15B-like. Lineage: Eukaryota; Metazoa; Chordata; Mammalia; Diprotodontia; Phalangeridae. Gene Ontology annotation, molecular function: protein phosphatase regulator activity. Gene Ontology annotation, cellular component: endoplasmic reticulum; protein phosphatase type 1 complex. The record is from RefSeq and is a predicted model, not a curated record. Gene Ontology annotation, biological process: response to endoplasmic reticulum stress.
AUGCAAAAUGACCGCCCGGAGAAAGCCAUGGAGCCCGGAGCAAGCCAUGGAGCCCGGAGCCCAGGUGCCCAGAGAGCGGGCUCGUGGUUCCGGCUGCCCUUCUUCGCGCUUCCCCGCCGGGCGCUGCAGGGCUGGAGCUCCCCCUGCUCGUCUCCGGCAGCCGUCCAGAAAGCCGGCGAGCCGGGGCGCCGGGCCUCCGGCAGCCACCUGGCCGAAGCCCGGACCCGGGCCUGGCUGUCGCUGCUGGCGCAGCUCUUGGCGCCGCUGCCCAGCCUGCUGCAGAAGGUGCUGCUGUGGGGCCAGCUCCUGGGGGCCAUGAUCCCCGGCAGGUGCCUGGAGCUGGCCGCGCAGAAGAGGGUCCCGCGAGCAGGGGGUGAAGCUGCAGCCGGACACGCCGCCCGCAAGGCCUCCAGCCGCGACCACCCCCCGGACGACCCCGCUACCGCCCCCCUGAAGUGGCUGGAGGAGGGCAUCCAGUGGCCGUGCGGUCCCCGAGACGUGCGCCUGGAGCUGGAGGGCAAGGGGAGCCCUUCGGGACCCGCGGCGCGCUCCCUUCUCCUGCAGCAGCAGCUGUCGGGGGCCGAGCUGGUGCAGAGCAGCCCCCAAGUUCAGCUGUUCCCGGACAAGGACCUCUGUUCUUCGCCCAGCGGCGCUCUGAGCAUUCAGCGCUUGAACAAUUUCGACGUGGUCUCUUACGUGCUGAACCCCGCCGGUCUGAACUACCAGUCUCACGUGGAACUCACCUGUCAAAAUAGCUUUGAGACCACAGAGAUGGGCGACUUCCAGACACUAACCCUGGAGAGCUGCUUUUGGGCUGCUGACCAGAGUCACCAGCCCCAACCCCUGAACGCAGAGAGUCCGGGAUCCUCCUGGCAGAGAUGUCCUCACAAAUCACCCCUCUCCAGAGAGCUUCUGCCAGAAAUCCACCACCUUCGAAAGAAACGCCUGGAAUUCUCGCAGCAGGCUGGCAAAGGACAAGCACUACCCACCCCUGACCAGGAUCAUGGCUAUCAGAGCCUGGAGGAGAACCACAACCUGCUUCGAGUUGACCUGAGCCAAGCCUUGAAAUCUGAAUGUUGUAGAGACAGUCCUGUACAGUUUGUUCCCUCCACAGAGGCCCUUGUAGGAGGCAAAGAGGACCCAACUGAGGACAAAAUAGGGUUUUUGAUUAACGAGAUUCCAUUUCUUUUGAAAAGUCAGGACUCUAAAGAAAACUGGCCAACUUGUGAGCUGUCUGUAGAGAGAGACACUGUGGAUAUUCAACCAAGUGUGGUUGACAGCUCAGAUAUAGAAGAUGACUUUCCAAUUUCUGCCAGACCAGCAUGUAGUAACAAAUUAAUAGAUUAUACUUUGGGGUGUGCGUCCAGUGACCAGGAGACAAGUACUGAGUCUGAGGGUGAGUACUGGGAUAAAGAAGGUGAAGAUGAUGGCUUUGAUGGUGAUGGUUCUCUUUCAGAAUCAGACCUUGGCAAACAGCAUUCUGAAGGCCUUCACCAUUGGAACUCUUUCUACAGUAUGGAUCCAUAUAACCCUCAAAACUUUACAGCGACAAUUCAAACUGCUGCUAGAACUAUUAGUGGAGACCAUUACAAUUCAGAGGAUAACUCUUCCGGAAAGUCUGAUGGAGAGGAUUCUUCCUGGACUGAAAGCCCACCUGGUUCUCCCAACCAUAGCUCUGGAGAAGAAGAUGAUUGGGAAUCUAGUGCAGAUGAGGCAGAAAACUUAAAACUCUGGAACUCUUUCAGUAACUCCGAUGACUCCUACAACCCUCUUAAUUUUAAAGCACCUUUUCAGACAGCAGGGGAAAAAGGGAAAGACAGAUGUGACUCAAACAGACGAACUGAGUCAACAGUAGCCAUCUCUCGGAGUGAUGUACAACUUAGUUGUAAGGUACAGCUGUUAGGAAGCCCAGAGACUGGAAUCUCAGACAUCCAGUAUGGAAUUCUUCCCAGAGACAGAUGCACAUCUACCAGAAGAAAAAAGGUAACCUUUCUUGAAGAAGUUACUGAGUAUUACAUAAGUAGUGAUGAAGAUAGCAAAGGACUCUGGGAAGAAUUAGCAAGAGAUAGGUGUCGAUUCCAGAAACGUAUUCAAGAAACAGAAGAUGCUGUUGGAUACUGCUUGACAUUUGAGCACAGACAGAAAAUUUUUAACAAACUCCAGGAAACAUACUACAAAAGAUUUAAUGUUUUCUAGUGAU